Molecule: messenger RNA, 1131 nt
Organism: Achroia grisella
Lineage: Eukaryota; Metazoa; Arthropoda; Insecta; Lepidoptera; Pyralidae
Exons: 1
Coding region: 1-1131 (376 amino acids)
Molecular function (GO): nucleic acid binding
Source: RefSeq, a predicted model, not a curated record
AUGGAAAUUAAAAAUACAUUAAGUAAAAGUCCUGUGUUGGCGCAUUACAAUGCUAAGUUACCACUCGUGUUGUCGGUAGACAGCAGCGCGUAUGGACUGGGCGCGGUACUCCCACACAAGUAUAACGAUGGCUCCGAGCGGCCGAUCAGCUGUGCCUCGCGUACGCUCAACGAAGCGGAACGUAACUACUCACAAAUAGAUAAGGAGGCGCUGGCGAUUGUUUUCGGUGUUACGAAGCACCACCAGUACAUUUAUGGCAGACGUUUUAUUAUACGUAGUGACCACCGUGCUCUCAGUUACAUAUUCGGUAAAAAUAAAGGUAUACCGCAAACAGCAGCGAGUCGUUUACAAAGAUAUGCUGUACGGUUAGCGGCGUACAAUUUUGAUAUUGAGUUUGUACCAUCGAAUAAAAACUGUGUUGCCGACGCGCUGUCUCGUUUACCUUUAGAAUAUACAAAACAGGUUUAUGAGCAGGAUUGUUAUAGUUAUUUGAAUUUUGUAGAAGAUAAAUUACCAGUUACAUUUAAUCAGAUAAAAAAAAAUACGAGAACUGAUACACAAUUAAAUAGAAUUAUAGGAUUUGUUAAAUUUGGUUGGCCAGACAGUUUACAAAUUGUUAAUGAUAAAAUAUAUUUUUCUAAAAAGGACAGUUUGUUUUUAGAACAUGGCUGUUUGGUUUGGGGAUAUCGGGUGGUUAUACCGAGCAGUUUACGAGCAACAGUACUGAAUGAAUUACAUUCUGGACAUAUAGGUGUGGUAAAAAUGAAGCAAUUAGCUAGAAACUACUUAUGGUGGGAGGGACUGGACGCGGACAUAGAACGUGUGUGUCGUGACUGUUCAGCAUGUGCUUCACAGCGAGAUCAACCUCCCCCAGCGCCCUUACAUUCGUGGGCCUGGCCCACAGAACCUUGGGAACGCCUUAAUAUUGAUUUCUUGGGACCAUUUCGCAAUAAGUAUUACUUAGUUAUCAUUGACGCUCAUUCUAAGUGGCUUGAAGUGGACAACGUUUCAAGCACUUCAGCAGCCGCGGUUAUACACAGCUUGCGUAAGAUUUUUGCACGUUUCGGUCUUCCAAAGUCCAUCGUGAGACCUGUGAGAAUGGACCUCCAUUUUCAUCCGCAGAAUAUCUAA